Molecule: messenger RNA, 3081 nt
Organism: Odobenus rosmarus divergens (Pacific walrus)
Lineage: Eukaryota; Metazoa; Chordata; Mammalia; Carnivora; Odobenidae
Gene: CDCA2
Product: cell division cycle associated 2
Exons: 14
Coding region: 1-3081 (1026 amino acids)
Biological process (GO): regulation of chromosome segregation; regulation of mitotic nuclear division
Cellular component (GO): chromosome; nucleus
Source: RefSeq, a predicted model, not a curated record
AUGGAUACCAACUCAAAAGACAGCGAGCCUCUUGAAACCAAGGAGCCUGGUAUUCCUGAUGCUGAAAAUACCUCUUUCAUUUCGGGAAACGGGAGGCUUGUAACUCCUCAGAAGCAUGCACCUGAAGGGACUCCCAAUGGUUGCACACCAGAUACUUUCAAGUCACCUUUGGAUUUUAACACAGUAACAGUAGAGCAAUUGGGAAUUACACCUGAAAGCUUUGUAAAGAACUCUUCAGGAAAGUCCUCAUCCUACCUUAAAAAAUCCAGACGACGCUCUACAAUCGGCGCUAGGGGCUCCCCUGAAACAAACCAUCUUAUUCGUUUCAUUGCUCAGCAGCGGAGUCUAAAGAAGGCAGAGAAAUCUUCUUUGACACAGAAUUCCCCUUUUCUGGGCAGUCCUGUACUGUAUCGAAAUGUUAAUUCUUUAAGGGAGCGAAUGUCUGCCUUCCAGUCUGCUUUUCACUGCAUAAAGGAGAAUGAAAACAUGAUUGACCGUCCUGGAUUCUCAGAGGCAGAAGGAGAGUUCAAGACAACAGGCUCGACCAAAAAAGAAAGUCUUGGUGAAUGUCAAGAGUCUGAGUUCCCUGCGAACUUAUCAUCCAAACGUCGAAGGAUAUCCUAUCAGAGCAACUUUGAUGAAAAUCUAACCGAUGCGGUUCAUCUCCAGAUAUUCAGUGGUGUCACUUCUCCUAAUACAGGCAAAAUGUGUGCUGUUGAAACUGCUCCUGCAGGUUUUUCUGAGAAAUCUUUUGAAUCUGGCUUAACACAGUUUGGAUAUUUAGUUGGAGAGUCUGUUUCACUUUCUGAGCUCACAGAGGCUUCAAGUGGAGUCAAGGUUGCUGAGUGUGUAGAGGGCAAAAGGGCUUGGGAUGCUGUUCCACUUGACAACUUUACAGAAGUAAGCACAGACACCACCCCCCAAGUCAGGUCCCCAGUCACUACACAGUGUAAGAGGGACGUUCCAUCCUCUGAGACCUUUGUACUUCGUUCUGUGCUAAAGAAGCCCUCUGUUAAGCUGUUUCCAGAAGGCCUGCAGGAACACUGUGACAAUCUCUGUGAUGAUGGGACUCAUCCAAGCUUAAUCUCAAAUCUUGCAAACUGUUGCAAAGAACAAAAAGCAGAAGGUCAAGAAAAUUGUAACGUGCCAGCUUUUCUAAAUAUCAGGAAGAGGAAGAGAGUUACUUUUGGAGAGGAUCUAAGCCCUGAGGUGUUUGAUGAGUCUUUGCCAGCAAAUACUCCAUUGCGUAAAGGAGGAACACCUGUCUGCAAAAAGGAUUUAAGUAGUAUCAGUCCCCUGCUACUUGAGCAAUCACCAGUUCCUGUGCAGUUGCAGUUAUCACAACCAAAUUUUGAUGACAAGGGGGAGAAUCUUGAAAACAUAGAACCUCUUCAGGUAUCAUUUGCAGUUCUGAGUCCUCUUAGUAAGUCUUCAGUCUCUGAGACUCUUUCAGGAACUGAUACCUUUAGCUCUUCAAAAAACCAUGAGAAAAUAGCCUCCCAUAAAGUUGGUAGAAUAACACGGGCCUCUAACAGAAGAAGUCAAUUGAUCACUUUUGCAGAAGAGAAUGUUUGCAACUUACUUAAUACAGAAGCUCAGCCUUGUAAAGAAAAGAAAAUUACUAGGAGGAAAUCUCAGGAAAGGAAGCGCACAGGAGGGGUACUUCCUAAAAAAAAUCAGGCUUUAAAAAGUUGCAGGAAGAAGAAAGCAAAGGGAAAGAAGAGCAUUCAGAAGUCUUUAUACGGGGAAAGAGACCUUGCUUCGAAGAAGCCGCUCCUCAGUCCUAUCCCCGAGCUGCCUGAGCUCUCCGAGAUAACGCCUCCCACUCCAGGCAGCGACAGGCUGUGUCCAGAUGAUUUCAACUCCAACGGUGAACUUGAAGAAGCGAAACUUCCUAAAAGAAAGACUCUUUUGCCCCAGAACCCAGAAGAUUUGCAGAUGAACCAAGGCUUUAAUAAAUACUAUCUGUCUGCAUUCUGCAGCUCUUACACAAAAAGUUCCUUGUCGCUUAUUAACGCUACUUUAGAUCAAGAUUUAAAUAUAAGUGCCGUAGCAACUAAUGAACGUAAAACUAUUCUAAAAGCUGAGAUUAAGUCGGAAGGCGAAAACGGACUGAGAGCUGGCCCUGAGAGUGAAAGCAGUCAUGUUUCUUGUGCUCCUGUGACCGCAGAGCCCCUGGCAUCAGAUGAUGCAGAAUCCAGCGCUAUCCUGCCGUGCCGGGAAUUGGCUGCUGCAGGUCAAAACGUGGAAAACCUUUUUCAAAUCUUCAAGAUUUCAGAAGAUGUAAACAUAAAGUGUGAAAAACAGGAUGACUUUUUAAUAGCUACCGGAGGAAAAGUGCAGCCCACGCGCUUAACGUCUGACUUACAAAAUGAAGAGGUGUUAAGUGGCAACGUAAAAGAAAGUAAAAGUCCGAGUGCGGGUUUGGGAAGAAACUCCAUAGAGGGUCAAAGUAGCACUGGUGUGAGUGGUGGAAAAAAGACGCAUAGAAGACGCUCUACGUGUUAUUCUGACGGCCAGAGUUUAUAUUUGGAGAAAAAUGGAAAUCACAAACCUCCCUACAUAGUGAGCAGCUCUCUAGAAAUUGGUUUAGAAAAUUCUGAACUGUAUAAAGAUUUGUCAGCCUCCAUAGAGCAAACCUUCCAGAGAACAAAUAGCGAAACAAAAGUAAGACGUAGCACAAGGCUACGGAAAGAUUCGGAAGAUGAAGGGCUUGUAUGGAUUUCACUUCCAUUUCCUUCCACAUCCCACACUUCCCAAAGAAUGAAAAGGAGAACAAUAGGUACGGUUGACAGCAGAGGAUUUGAAAGCCUGUCCCUCUCUCAAGAAACUGUGUCUUCUGGACAGAAACCGAGUCUGUCGCUCCCUGUACCAGGUAAAGAAAACAAGGAGGGCUUUGCUGCCGGUUUUUCCCGUUUACCUGGGAAGAGGAGGAAGAGCCUCUGUAUGUCUACACUCGCAAAUUCGGAAGAUACAACUCAGUCCCCGUGCUACAAAAGAAGAACCUCUUCCAGCCAGAAGGGAGAGAGCUCUCUAAAGGACUUCGAAAGCGCGGGACGUGUCUGGGAACUAACGCAGUGA